This is a messenger RNA of Oncorhynchus kisutch (coho salmon), 7087 nucleotides long. RefSeq names its product chromodomain Y-like protein. NCBI's taxonomy places the organism in Eukaryota, Metazoa, Chordata, Actinopteri, Salmoniformes, Salmonidae. Gene Ontology annotation, cellular component: nucleus. The coding region runs from base 252 to 2021 and encodes 589 amino acids. Gene Ontology annotation, molecular function: transcription corepressor activity. The transcript is spliced from 7 exons. The record is from RefSeq and is a predicted model, not a curated record.
CAAAACCGCAUUCUUAUGCGCAAAACAUGCGCAGCUGUGAGCGCAAAAUAAAUAGUUCCGCACACAGACCCAGAGAAAAAAAGUUCUCAUGCUGGGCUGGACAGAACACCACCACUGAGUACCUAGCUAACGUUACGAGGAUUGGGAGCACGCCAAAGACAGCUAACGUAAACUGGGCUUCAUCAAAUCUGGAGGUCCUUUUAACCCAAUAAGAUUUGCUAGCCAAGCGGCGAGAGAAAUUGCAACUUAUAAUGGCCUCGGAAGAGCUUUAUGAGGUUGAGAGAAUUGUGGACAAACGGAAGAACAAGAAAGGAAAGAUUGAGUACCUGGUGCGCUGGAGGGGCUAUGGCUAUGAGGGGGACACCUGGGAGCCCGAGACGCACCUCUCUGCCUGUGUGGAGUUCAUUCACGAUUUUAAUCGGCAACACGGCGAAAAACAGAGGGACAGUACUUUACUGCGCUCCACUCGAAGCACUCCCAGCACGACCCACAGUUCGAGAAACAACGCCCGCAAACAGAUCUGCAGGCCUCAGCCACACAGUGGAGCAGGAAGCCAUGCUCUAGUAAAACCCGGGAAUUCCUCUUCCCCCACCGCAGCAGCUACGGCCAUCUCGAAACCGUUGCCACCACUUGACCCUGGCGUGGCACACACUAGAACGAAUAUGCAGCUUAACUUGAGCCAAAAGUACAGUGUUUCGGCCACCGGUGACAUUUGUAGACCUUGCUUCACAAGCGGGCCUGCGGCUUCUCCGGUGGGCACGGUGCGUCGGAGCAUGGACCUGGCGAAGUCCGGGAUCAAAAUCCUAGUACCCAAAAGCCCCAUGAGCAGCCGGGCGGACUCUGAGUCGUCGCCUAGCGAGGCGGCCCACUGUCUGGAGCAAGGGGGUCAGGAGCAGGACUCUGUGCCCCCAGAGGUAGCCCUUUUGGAAAAGCCUCCAGGGUUGUUGCUGGGGCCUGGGGAAGAAAGAGCGCGCAUGGGGACCCGGCCCAGGAUUCAAAGCCAAAGCCCAUUAAUUCCUCAGCAAGUCCCCAUCACCCCCGCAUCAAUACGCACACUCAAUGGGAAAGGUACAUCAACACUCAUGGAGGCUCUGGCGGCCAAUGGGACAGCUGGCCUGCAGAGUGCAGUGUCAGGAGUCACUGCAGUCUCCGGGGUGGCAGGGAAACGGCGCUUCGAGGAGCAGCGCUCAGUCUUCGACAAGCGCCUUCGGUUCAGCGUCCGGCAGACUGAGAGUGCCUACCGCUACAGGGACCUUGUCGUCAAGAAGCAGGAUGGCUUCACCCACAUCCUCCUCUCCACCAAGUCCUCGGAGAACAACUCACUUAACCCCGAUGUGAUGAAGGAGAUGCAGAGUGCCAUGGCCACGGCGGCGGCAGACGACAGCAAGCUGGUCCUGCUGAGCGCCGUGGGUAGCAUCUUCUGCUUCGGCCUGGACUUCAUCUACUUCAUUAGACUGCUCACCGACGACCGCAAGAAGGAGAGCAUCAAGAUGGCUGAGACCAUUAGGACAUUCGUGAACACAUUCAUCCAAUUCAAGAAGCCCAUCAUCGUAGCCGUGAAUGGACCGGCGGUGGGCCUCGGAGCAUCUAUCCUCCCGCUGUGUGACGUUGUCUGGGCCAACGAGAAAUCCUGGUUUCAGACACCCUAUACCACCUACGGACAGACACCCGACGCUUGCGCCUCCCUCACCUUCCCUCGCAUCAUGGGCGUGGCCUCCGCCAAUGAGAUGUUGCUGAGUGGGCGGAAGCUGACAGCCCAGGAGGCCUGCGCUAAAGGUCUCGUGUCCCAGGUGCUGUGGCCUGGGACUUUCACUCAGGAGGUGAUGGUUCGCAUUAGGGAGCUAGUCACUUGUAAUUCAGUUGUCCUGCGGGAGUCCAAAGCACUGGUGCGAAACACAAACCGGGCCGCCCUGGAGCAGGCCAAUGAACGUGAGUGCGAGGCGCUGAAGAGAGUGUGGGGCUCUUCGCAAGGGGUGGACUCCAUCCUCAAAUACCUGCAGAAGAAGAUUGAUGAGUUUUAAGGAAAGCACGUAUUCCCCCUACGUUCCCAAAUAACCAGAAAAACAUGGCACUAGCAGUGCAUGGCGUUCAAUCUGUAGCCUCUCAAUAUCCCACCAUCCCUCUUGCAUGUAUGAGAGUACAGUGCAUUCGGAAAGUAUUCAGACCCCUUGACCUUUUCCACGUUUUGUUACGUUACAACCUUAUUCUAAAAUACAUCGAUUUAAAAAUAAAAAAAUCCUCAAUCUACAAACAAUACCCCAUAACCACAAAGCAAAAACUAGUUUAGACAUUUUUGCACAUUUAUUACAAAUAAACUACUGAAAUAUCCCAUUUACGUAAGUAUUCAGACCCUUUACUCAGUACUUUCCAGAUGUGAUGCUUGGAAUUCAGGCCAAAGAGUUAAACCUUGGUUUCAUCAGACCAUAGAAUAUUGUUUCUCAUGGUCUGAGAGUCUAGGUGCCUUUUAGCAAACUCCAUAGCAGGCUGUCGUGUGCCUUUUACUGAGGAGUGGCUUCUGUCUGGCCACUCUACCAUAAAGGUCUGAUUGGUGGAGUAGUGCAGUGAUGGCUGUCCUUCUGAAAGGUUCUCCCAGCUUCACAGAGGAACUGUGGAGCUCUGUCAGUGAACAUUGUGUUCUUGGUCACCUCCCUGACCAAGGCCCUUCUCUCCCGAUUGCUCAGGUUGGCCGGGUGGCCAGCUUUAGGAAGAGUCUUGGUGGUUCCAAACUUCUUCCAUUUAAGAAUGAUGGCGGCCACUAUGUUCUUGGACCUUCAAUGGGUUCUCUGCUUCUCCGAGCUAGAGGCGUCACUACAGACCCUGGUUUGAUUCCAGGCUAUAUCACAACUGGCUGUGAUUGGGAGUCUCAUAGGGCAGCGCACAAUUGGUCCAGGUUUGGCCGGGGUAGGCAGACAUUGUAAAUAAGAAUGUAUUCUUAACUGACUUGCCUAGUUAAAUAAAAUAAAAAAAAUGCUGCAGAAAUGUUUUGGUACCCUUCCCCUAAUCUGUGCCUAGACACAAUCCUGUCUCUGAGCUCAACGGACAAUUCCUUCGACCUCAUGGCUUGGCUUUUGCUCUGACAUGCACUGUCAACUGUAGGACCUUUUAUAUAGACGGGUGUGCCUUUCCAAAUCAUGUCCAAUCGAGUGAACUUACAACCGGUGGACUCCAAGUUGAAGAAACAUCUCAAGGAUUAUCAAUGGAAACGGGAUGCACCUGAGCUCAAUUGAGUCUCAUAGCAAAAGGUCUGAAUACUUAUGUAAAUCCGAUUUUUAUUUUGAAUAAAUGUAAACAUUUCUAAACCUGUUUUUGCUUCGUCAUUAUGGGGUAUUGUCGAUUGCUGAGAAACAUUUUAUUUAAUCAAUUUUUAGAAUAAGGCUGUAACAAAAUGUGGAAAGUCAAGGGGUCUAAAUAUUUUCAGAAGGAACUGUAUGUAAUGAAUUGUAUGUGCACACAUUGAAGGGGACCAGCUAAAAAUAACAUUUGUAGACGUUCCUGCUAGACCUUUAAAUCCCGCCUUCCUAGCAUCCUGAUAACCUUGUGUUGACCCUUUACCCAAUAACCCUGACUUACGAAAUACAAUUUCCCAUGCUGCAUUACAGGUUCAACUAAAUUGAAGGGAUUGGAGGAGGAGAAGACAUUGAAUACACAAUGUGUCUUACAUAGCAGGGUAUCUGUCCUACUCAGCUCGGGAUUGAUUUGGGUUGGAUGUUGUAUCAACAUGGAUCAGCAUUUAUUUAUGACGUAACGAAAGAGCAAAUGUAAACAUUCAACAAAAACCCAAGCGACUUCCAUUGUGGAGCUUUGCACUAACAUGUGAUGCUCUGAACUCAAUUAAGCUGUGUUGGAACUAACUCUUGGGAAAACAGUGUAGCCCAGUGGAUUGAUGGCUUAUUGGAUUCUCUACAUUAACUUUUUUCUUUAGACUCCUGUAAGACUUUCCAUACAAAACAGGACUUAUUGCUAUUAAGUUGAAUAGCGCCUAGGAUUCAAUCAAAGGCCCGUUGUUGAUAAGCGUAGAGCACUUCACUUUUGAAGGUAAUUUACGCCUGAGCGAUCUUCGAACGUCAGGGAAGUUUGUCAACAGUGUAGUGCCUUAACAACACGCCUUUUAAUUGAAUCCGGUCCAAAGUCUGUCUCAGACGAACUUUUAAAGCUCUCGACUGUAUUUAGGUUUGUCUAACUGAUAUAGUCUCUAGAUAUUUCACCCAGGUAGUCUUUUUAUUUAUCUUAUUUGGCUUUGGGGACGGUAUGUGCUACCAAACAGUUUCUAUGGUAAAUUAUUUUGUUUUAAGUUAAGACUUUUAUUAGAAUAUUAUAAUUAAAUAUUCUGCAGCUUCUGAAUUAUUCCUUCCAUGAAACAUGCCCGCAAGGGAGAGACAAUUACAAGAUUCUAAUGCAAUAUUUGUAUGCAGUUGUGAUGAGGCUAGGAUACACAUUAAGGCUCUAGCUAAGCUCCAAAGCAGUGCCUUGUCCUUUACUUAUUUUUCCAUGACUUCACAAAUUGUGGGUUCUGAUCUGACGCGAUUAUCAGUGAGAAUAGCCUAAUGUUAUUGCAGUGAAAUCGGGCCAAUGCAGUGUGAUGUGAUAGUUUAUGAAAAUUAUCCAAAAAAAGGCCCAUGCUAAGACAUGUUUAAUAAAUACAUCAGGGAAAACAUGUCAUUUCUCAGUACCAUGAAUAUAGUACCAUAACUACAUCAGGCACAUGACCCUGAUGUAGUUGUUAAACAUGUCUUGGCAUGUGAGCCUUUUGGAUAGUUAAUAUUCAUGGUACUGAUUUUAAAAUGGUGGAAAAUGUAAUUAUUUAUAUUGUCUGAAAGUAUAUGAAGUAUUUAAAUAUUUAAAGUGCAGCUGGUUUGGACAAAGUAGUUUGUUUUUGAGUCAUUGCUCAUGGUUUGUAAUUGCUGUUACUUCACAUUUAAAAAAAAAUAUAUCUUCUUGGGUCAGUCUCACUAUCCACGUCAGAAUUCAGUUUUGGCAUUCAUACAUACUGUGCACUCCAAGGGUAAUCAGACCUUGACUUUCUCCACAUUUGUUACAUUACAGCCUUGUUCUAAAAUGCAUUUAAAAGUCCCCCCCAAUCUACACACCUCAUAAUGAAAAAGCAAAAACAGGUUUAGAAUUUCUUAAUUUAUUACAAAUAAACAUAAUUCACAUUUACAUAAGUAUUCAGACUGUUGAAGCACCUUUGGCAGCGUUUACAACCUUGAGUCUUGGUUCUGACGCUACUAGCUUGGCACACCUGUAUUUGGGGAGUUUCUCCCAUUCUUCUCUGCAGAUCCUCAAGCUCUUGUCAGGUUGGAUGGGGAGUGUCGAUGCACAACCAUUUUGGGGCGGCAGGGUAGCCUAGUGGUUAGAGCGGUGGACUAGUAACCGGAAGGUUGCAAGUUCAAACCCCCGAGCUGACAAGGUACAAAUCUGUCGUUCUGCCCCUGAACAGGCAGUUAACCCACUGUUCCUAGGCCGUCAUUGAAAAUAAGAAUUUGUUCAAUACCGGGCCACUCAAGGACAUUGAGACUUGUCAUGAAGCCACUCCUGCGUUGUCUUGGCUGGGUGCUUGAGGUGUUUGUCCUGUUAGAAGGUGAACCUGCUGGUCACUGACAGAGCUCCAGAGUUCCUCUGUGGAGAUGGGAAGAUCUUCCAGAACGACAACCAUCUCAGCAGCACUCCACCAAUCAGGCCUUUAUGGUAGAGUGGCCCGAUAGAACCACUCAGUAAAAGGCACGACAGCCCACUUGGAGUUUGCCAAAAGGCACUUAAAGGACUCUGAUCAUGAUAAAUAUCAUAUUCUCUGGUCUGAUGAAACCAAGAAUGAAUACUUUGGCCUGAAUGCACCAUCCCUACGGUGAAGCAUAGUGGUGGCAGCAUCAUGCUGUGGGGAUGUUUUUCAGCUUUAGGAAGAGUCUUGGUGGUUCCAAACUUCAUUUAAGAAUGAUUUUUUGGUACCCUUCCACAGAUCUGUGACUUGACACAAUCCUUCCUGUCUCUGGCCUCUACGGACCAUUCCUUUGACCUUAUGGCUUGGUUUUUGCUCUGACAUGCACUGUCAACUGUGGGACCUUAUAUAGACAUGUUUGUGCCUUUCCAAAUCAUGUUGAAUCAAUUGAAUUUACCACAGGUGGGCACCAAUCAAGUUGUAGAAACUUCUCAAGGAUGAUCAAUGGAAACAGGAUGCACCUGUGCUCAAUUUCGAGUCUCGUAGCAAAGGGUCUGAAUAUUUGUCCUUUACUCCUUUUAAUACAUUUGCAAACAUUUCUAAAAAAACUGUUUUUGCUUUGUCUCAUUAUGGGGUAUUGUGUGUAGAUUGAGGAAGAACAAUGUAUUUCAUCAAUUUGAGAAUAAGGCUGUAAAGUAACAAAAUGUGGAAAAAGUCAAGGGGUCUGAAUACUUUCCGAAUGCACUGUAGAGGUAUCCGAUUGUUACCACUGCACAUUUCAUUCACAUUACAGAUUAAGGGCUGGAUAACAUUUAAAGAGACUUGUUUUUUUUUUUGUCUUUGACCUAUACCCUCUCCAGGAAAGAUGCAAUCUGCCCCCAAAUAUUGUGCCUGAUAAGCAUGUCAUCUCCUUGUUUUAUCUUGUUUCAUUAAACAUUUGUAUCACUGAAGGCUGAUUAGAAAUAUUAGCAGCCAUUUAACACUUGGACCAGAGUAGCUUAGUUAAUGUAUACAUAAGAUCACCCAUACUGCACCUCCUCAACCCAAAGUUUUAAGCAUUUUUCUUGUUGACAAAAAGUGCAAGAGAUUAUUUAAACAAUGUGUCUUAUGUUAACACAGCAUGAUGCCAAGAGGCUUGUCUAGUCACACAGAAUUCACUCUGUUGAAAUUGACCCUAUUUUGGUACAGCAGCAAAAUAUUUUACUAAGUCUGAAUUGUAUAACCCUCACCCUUCCAAUUUUUCAGGCUGAAGAACUACAGUAUGUACUGUGUGAACUGCCUUUAGACUGAAAUCCUGGUACAGUAUUUUUGCAUACAGUACAAGGGACCUAUUUUGUUGUACAGUAAGUAUAAUAUUUACUAUCUGUAAAGUUGUUUUUAUAUAGAUGCUGAAAUCUAUACUCGCUAUGAAAAUAAACUGUUAGAACUUGUUAA